Messenger RNA from Folsomia candida, 5873 nucleotides. RefSeq lists its product as uncharacterized. The record is from RefSeq and is a predicted model, not a curated record. The transcript has 22 exons. The coding region runs from base 1491 to 5723 and encodes 1410 amino acids. Lineage: Eukaryota; Metazoa; Arthropoda; Collembola; Entomobryomorpha; Isotomidae.
AUUAAAUAAUAAUAUGCAUACAUAAAUCUCACUAUGCACAUUUUCUGCAAUAUGGGCUUUCCGUGCGGAAUAAAUUCUGUCUCUCGUGAAUGCGUCAAAAUAUGUAAAUGAGGUGACAAACACAAAUAAUUCCACUGUAUAUUUUACAUCUACAUUUUAAAGUUAAUAAGUAUUUGGAGGGAAUUCAGUGCACGUUUGUAUACUCAAAGUUCUUUUUACCAAAUUUUCUAAAAUUAAAAGAAGCCUUUUUUGGAGUGCAUAGUUGCAUUUUUCUUUGUAUUCUUCAUAAACUUGUGUAGACAGAUAUUAAAAACUUCCUACGGAAUGAUUCCUUUCAGAACUGUUAUUGGUAUAUAACUAUUCACGUUUCUCCAAAAAUGUACCGGGCUGACGUCAAAAAUAACUAAUUGCGAUUUGUGCGGGAUCGAGCCUAUCGUUGUGCGCGCAUAGCCUUGAGAUUCGGCGGGGUAAGGUUAUCUUGAUGCCACUGUACAUAAGAAGAUUGAUUGAUUCCCUCCUGUAAUCUUGUCACAUAUUAUUUAGUAAGAGUCACAUGUAACAAAUAAUCACCGAUUUUUACUCAUUUCCACAUAUGCAUAUUAAAUAAGUAACACAUUUCCUCAUCGACGACCACUCAUCUAGAGUAAUUAGUCCAAUUAAAUAAUUUGUGAUUAAGAUUAUAUUAUUGCCCUUGUUCUACAUUCAAUACACUCAUUUCAAUCGGUAUCUUAAUAAUCUACUUAAAACUAAGCAAAUGGGGACAUGCGGGAAGGAUGUCAUCAAGUUAUUGCCAAAUCAUUGACACAAAAUACUUGGUAACAACUUGCUACCGAAUCGUAACAAUAAUUUCUUAAAAAUUCUCGGUCAUAGCAAUUUUAAUUUCGUGUAAAUUUUUGUUACAUUUUUGUUACAAAUCGUUACCAACCCGGUAAAGCUUAAUGUAAACAAUUUUAUUAACUUAUUUUGAGCGUAAUGAAAUCCUCCUGAAAAAGCAACUUACUUACUGCACCGUCCCUCGUAAUAGUAAAUCCAGCGGAAGUAUGUUACAUUUAUCUGUUUCGGGAUCUCCUCAGCGGAUGCCUUAUAAUAGCAAAAACUAAAAGUAGCCUAGAAAUCCAUCCACCUCCACUUGAAGAACGCAUUACGGUGAGAAAUCCACCAGGUAAGUUGGACCGUGGGAAGCGAUAAAGUCGUUUCCGUAUCAGCACAAUUUGCCAUUACGUACUUACCUACAACGCUUCCAUUAAUUAACUAACCAACGUUUCCAUUGAGGAGCUACAUAAUCCAACCUCGAGGGUUAAUAAUGCUGCGACAACAAUAACAAAUUUAUCAGGGACAAAAAUCAGGUUAUCUUAAAAAUGGCACACAAUUAUUACGAAUCCGUCAAUUAUUCAGUCUUCUUGAUGUCUGUCGUAUGUACGCAAUCAGUUCUUCUAGUCUCUUCUCACGUUUGCAAAAAUCAUUGCAAAAAAUUUUAUUAUUCAUAAAAAAUGAAUUUUCAAAAUUUUAAAAACUGUUGGAAACUUUCACUCUUAAUUUUUUUACUGUACUUUCUCCCCCGUCAAUUGGUGACUUGUGUGAAGAUAAAGUCUGGAAAAGUGACGACAACCACGCCGUCCAGUGAUCAACAGUUUUUUAACCCUAAAUUUAAUCCGUCCCAACAAAUAGUGACGGACGUUUUGACCCCGACACGUGACCAAGUUGGGGGGAGGAGGAAGGGGAGCGGGAAGGGGAAAAAGGGUAAAAAUAGUGGGGGUGCGUGGACCCUGGAAUAUCCACGAGUUCCGGGUGAAAAUUUGAGUUUAAAUGCAAAUUUUAGUAAAAAUCAGGACACAUUUUCGACACAGAAUUCACUCAGGAAUUCGUUUACUUUCUCACCCACGGGAUUAGAGGAGGCGAGUUGGGUAGGAAUUGGGGAAAAUGGCGUGACCCACAAAUCUCAAGCCGUGUCGUCAACGCCCACACCCUCGCAAAAUUAUGCCGUUCUCAACAGACAACCAAUAUUGCCACCGGUACCGCUCCCAACGCCAGAACCACGUCUGCCCGCAGAUCACUACACUACGCCUACUUCAGUUUCCGUAAAUCGAAUCGGGCUAUAUGUGCCUGACACAGACGGCGAAAAUGAUGACGAUCGAGAAGAUGAGGAUUCACAUUCGGAAGAAAAAUCAAAGGAACAUUCAAAACGGAAAACUAAAAAGAAGAAAAAGUCCAAAGAACGUAGGCAUUCUCAAAAAAAUCGUAGCGAUUUGUCCUCCAGCAAUGAUGAUGGCGAUGGACCACCAGGCACGAUGGAUGUCAAGAUCCAGCAACUAGAACAGCUCGUUACCUCUCUUUCUAAAAAUGUGGACGUGAUGCGCCAAAAUACGCAAGUGAUCUCGAAGGGUUUCAACAUCUUGUCGACACGCUUUAAUAAAUUGUCCUCUGAUCAAGACGAGCUGAGUUUGAAGCUGGACAAAAAAUUUGUCCUUGUCGAAGAGGGUAUCAUCCGCAUGCAAAAGGAAGUUGGAAAAAAACUUAAAGACAUUGAAGCCAAGGGGGAAGCUGGAAUCAAAAGUUUGAAAAAAACUGAUCAGGAAUUACUACAGUCCCAAAUCAACACGAGCCAGGAACACAAGCGUUGGAUGGAAACCCUGUCAGGCAAAAUUGUCGGUUUCAAGACGGAUUUCGACAACGAGUCGAAAGUCUUGGCGGAAAUGGUGAAGGCGUUGGCGGAAAUUCAAAAGAAGGAGAAAGGCAAGUUGGACCAAUUGGGGAAAAAUUUGGACGCCGAGAUGGACAAAUUACGGGACACGUUGGAAGAACAAAACAAAGAACAGCAAGACAAGGGGAAUGAAGAAGAGGCUGAAAAAGAUGCCAAUUUCCAGGAGAGGGUCGGACAAGAUAAUUUGCUUCUGGCGAAAAGGGUGGAAAAAUUAGAAAUGAGCUUAAAAUCCACUCAAACUUCGAUGCGAAAUGAGUCCGACAUUUUCCAACGCGAACUCGGCGACCUUUCGAAGUACGUUGAAGACAAGUUGAAACGAUUCGACGAGUCAUUGCAGGACCAAAACAUGGCGCACAAUAUGGCUCAUGAGCACAUUUCAGAAAAAAUGGAUUCCUGGUCGUCCACGUCGCCAACGAUGCAGUCCCACUUGGCUCGUGGAGAUGAUAUCGAGAUGAUUGAAACCAAUCCGAUUUACCCCCUCGUUUUGGACAGGUUGUCGAAAUUGGAGAAAAAUGUAUCCGUCUUAGAAGAAAAUUAUGGAAAAACUAAUGAAAAAGUGGAAUCCAUGGAGGACACGGACUUGUCGAUUUUGAGUAGAAUUGCGGAUUUGCGAAAUAGCCAUGCGGCGGAACUGAACGGUACGAAAAUCGAGGUGGCGCAUUUAUUUGAAAAAUUGUCGAAUGCAGAAACAAAAUUUCGGGAAGUUUUAGAAAUUAGGGAAGGAAAAUCGAAAUCGAGAAACAAUCCAGAACUGCAAUUCACACAUGAUGGUGACAACAUGCUGAUGGAAAUUGGUGGUUUGAGUAUGGCCGACCCUACUUUCGAACCACCACGAACCGAGGCGGCCCCACCGCAAUCGCUCCAUCGCACGACGACAGAUUUCUACACGACGGUAGGACUUGGAGCUGACGGGGGCCGAGAUGCGGAGGGCGUUGUUGUGCUGAAAGAGAGGAUGGACUCGGUUGAAGAAAACGUAGCAGAAUUGUGGCGCAGUCAGAAGGAGAUAAAAUCAGAGGGGAUCGAAUUGAUCAGAGAUUUGCAAGAGACCCAAGCCAGAUCACAGAAUGAUGCCGAACUCAACCAGAAACGGAUUGACGCCACCACAAAAGCGUUAUCCGAUCUCGUCAGAAACACGACUUAUCGAAUAAUCGCCGUCAAAAGGCAGAUUGACGACUUGGAAGAACUUUUGAAAUCCGAUCGCCGUGGCGAAAGUCAAAACGAUGAAGAACCUCAAAAUGAAGAGGUUUCCGGCCGGGUUAAAACGUCGUCUCUUAUUCCGGAAGACGUUAACCUACUGAGGGAAGAGAUUCAAAGUGUGCGAAAUAUUGUGGACGAUUUGUUAUCAUCGAAUAAAAAUGUGACCAAGGCGCAGGAAUUUUUUCUGCUAAAGUUGCUCGAAAUGGAUCAGGAGCAUAAAAAAGACAACGAAACUCUGGCCGAAGGACUCUUUUCGUUAAGGAACGAGACGGAGGACACCUUUUUAGAAGUGGCGAGAUCCGAAGAACGCCUCAACAAAGUCGUUCAGCAGUUUGAAAUCACAGACGCUGAACAAGUCAAAAUUCGUGAAGAGUUGUGGAACAUAAAGGAUCGUUUAAACGGCUUGGAGGAAAAUUAUGUUAAUUUGUGGAAAACAAAUAAGAAAUUCAUCGCCGAAUUGGAACAAGUUGUUAACAGCGUGGAUAAUAUUAAUUUGGUGCACGGGAAUGAAUUGCAAACCCUGUCCACCGAUUUCUCUUUGAGUAAAGACAAACUCGAAAAUGUGACAAAAACUUGGCGAAAUUUGGACAAUCGGUUAUCAAACGUGGAACUUUUAAUGGACAUGGACGUCGCUCAAGGUCAUGAACCUAACACGAGUGAACUUUCAAAAUUAAAAGGCCGUCUCGCAAACACGGAAAAGGAUGUUUCCGAACUAUGGAAAAGUUCAGAAAUCUUGUCCUUCCAACAGCAAGUGAUGGCGGAAAAUUUCAAGUUUUUGGAAGCUACACAUGAAAACGAUACGAAUGUUGCAUCAGGAGAAAGAAAUCGUAAUCGACAUGACGCCCAGGAUUUGAAAUCACUUUAUGCAAAUGUGACAAAGCGAUUGGCAUCGGUAGAAAAGUGCACGAAUCCACCGUACGAAACGAAAACUAUCAAUUUCCUCAUUCCUGACUGGGCAGCAACUUCGAGUUCCGACGGCGGGCUGGAAGAUGCCUAUUUGGAGUACGAAGUUGGCGGUCUGGUUGGUGAAGAGUCUAGGUGGAAGGCUUGGUUGGGGCUAAAUGGAACUCAUCUCACCCUAUUUAACAUGUUAGUCAGGGCCGAAAAUGGGAUGUGGAACGAGUUCGAGGUCCAACUAAUUGACGGAGAUGGUCGAAUUUUCACAACUUUUGGGCCAGAGCAACAUCUCUAUGCUCGAAAAGGCGACAGCAUUUCGGUGUCAAACGUUGUAUCCCGUCAGACAUUAGAAAACCCCAAAUUUGGUCUGCUAUCCAGAAAUACGCUUCGAUUGAAGGUCAAGGUUCGUGUCUACCCGAAGGUGGACAAGGUCCAGUCUGAAGUGAACACCCAGAAACAAAACCCAUCCGAAAAACAGCUCGUUUUAUGGGAGGUGAAAAACUUGGCGAAUAAGUUGUCGUACAUUGCAAAAAAUCAGGACGAGUUAUUCCGCGAGUUAAAUGUGACAAAGGAGUUCGUCGCAGGUCACUCAUGGAACGGAUUCAGUUUAUGGCGUGCGGGUCUUUUAGCGAAAACGAUAAGUCGCCAAGUUUAUCUCGGGCUGAGCGUGGAUUUAGUGCAGGCUGACGCUGACUGGAAGGCGUUGGAGGCAGAAUACAAUGUCACGAUGCUCGACGCACAUGGCAGGAUUGCCAAAGAGUUUGCCAUUUCGCCGAAUGACUUCAUCUCUGUGUCUGCCCGUCACUCGUACUUCAUGCUGUUGGACGAUGUGGCGGAGAUUUUGACCCGUGGCGACGCCCUCGCCUUCCGCAUCAACUUUGACCUAAGGGCAAAACGGAAGGCCUAUGACGUCGAAGUUAUCCGAUAAUUGAGAAUUAUGCAAAUUAGAGUAUUUAUUAUGGUGUCGGUACAAAGUAGUUAUUUAUUGAGUUGUUUUGUAUUUAAAUGAUAAGAUUUACGUGGGUAUUUUUGUAUGUAAAUAAAUAAUUAAAGAUUUUAUUACCGUUGAAAAAAUUAA